Messenger RNA from Chironomus riparius, 1824 nucleotides. The record is from the annotation of a GenBank genome assembly. Lineage: Eukaryota; Metazoa; Arthropoda; Insecta; Diptera; Chironomidae.
AUGGAAGUUUUUCAUCUUGAAAAGAAAAUUCUGAAAUAUUGUGGAAUCGAAAGAAAUCCAUCAAAACGAAUGAAAUAUAUCUUAAAUGUAUUAAAAUUAUUGAACUAUUUUGCCAUGAUUUUUUGCAUUUUAACGUCAGCUUUUUAUGUUCUCGACACAAAAGACAUCCUCGAUAUAGCUGAAAGCAUGGCAACAGGAACAACUGCGUUUAUAAUGUUGAUCAAAUAUGCAGUUUUUUGCUGGAAAGCUGAAGAAAUUUUUGCAUCUAUGGACGAAAUUGAGGAAUUGAACGAAAAUUACAAGGACCUCAAAAAUGCACUAGCAAUUCUAUCAGAAUCCAAAAAAUUGUCAGUAAUAAUGACGACGCCAUUAAAAUGGGGAUGCAUUGUUACGCCAAUAUUUUACAUAAUGAAGCCUUUGACUAUUGAUAUCAUUUAUUAUUUUUAUUAUGGCAUUGCAACAGCCCGUGGAGUUCCAUUCAAGGCGAAAUUCUUUUACGAUGUGACACAAUCGCCAGCUUAUGAGUUGACUUUUUUGAUUCAAACUUACGGGACAUCAAUAGUUUGCGCUUAUAUUUUCGCAACAGCUUCAAUUUAUAGCAAUUUCUGUUUCAACAUCAGUGGUCAUUUUGAAAUCAUACGUGACUCAAUAAACAACUUGAAAAUUGAUGAAUUUGUUAUCUAUCACUUAAAAUUGAUUGACAUAACAAACAAGCUUAAUUCAAUCUACAAACCAAUGAUCUUUGCAACAUUUUUCUUUGGAACAGUCCUUUUUGUUGUGUUGGGACUUAGUGUCAUAACUGCUGAAAAUUUACUAAAAAAUGUUACACCAAUCAUGCAUGCUCCUGCAGCUCUAAUUUAUGUUGCUGUUUUUUCAUAUGGAAGUCAAAAAGUUAUGGAUUCUUCUGACGCAAUUUGUGACGGGAUUUAUAAUAUCGACAAAGACUACUUAAUGGUGCUAAUGAUAGCUCAGAAAAGCGUUAGAACUGAAAAGAUUUUCAAGAUUAUGGAUGACAUUGAAGAGCUAAACGAGGAAUACAAAGAUCUUAAGAAUGCUAAUGAAAUUAUAUCGAAAGCCAAUGAACUCACAGUGAAAAUAACAAAUCCAUUAAAAUGGGGAUGUAUUCUUGCUUCCUUGUUUUACAUUGUUAAACCUUUGGGUACCGACUUUAUUUAUUAUUACUUUUAUGAAUUGCAACCAAUUCGUGGAGUUCCACUCAAGGCUAAAUUUUUUUACGACGAGACUCAAUCACCUGCAUAUCAGAUGACUUUUUGUAUUCAGUCAUAUACAACAAUCCUUAUUGGAACCAUUGUUUACAUUAUGUGUGUUAACUUCAGUUCAUUGACUCUCAAUAUUAGCGCUCAUCUUGAAAUCCUUCGUGGCUCAAUAAAUGAUCUGAAAAUUGAUCAAUUCGUAAAGUAUCAUCUGAAGAUAAUCAGGAUUACUAAUAGACUCAACUCAAUCUACAAUUUUAUGAUUUUUACUGAAUUUUUCAUCAUUUCAACAACUCUUAUUGUUGUCCUAGGCCUAAGCGUGAUAGCUGCUGAAGGGUUUCUUGAACUUGUUGUCCCAUUUUUGCAUAUUUCUGGAGCUUUAACUGAUGUGGCUUGUCAUUCAUUUGGAAGUCAAAAAAUGUUGGAUUCUUCUGAGGCAAUUUAUGAGGAAGCUUAUAGUAUUGAUAAAGAUUACAUAAUGGUCAUCAUGACAGCUCAAAGGCAAUUAAGAAUCACAACUCCAUUCUUUGAGGCUUCGUUUGAAACUUUUAGCUUCAUGUUGAGUCGAUCAUGGUCGUUUAUUACUCUUUUAAAUUCAUUCAUAAAUUAA